Molecule: messenger RNA, 549 nt
Organism: Eremothecium sinecaudum
Lineage: Eukaryota; Fungi; Ascomycota; Saccharomycetes; Saccharomycetales; Saccharomycetaceae
Gene: SNL1
Product: Snl1p
Exons: 1
Coding region: 1-549 (182 amino acids)
Molecular function (GO): protein-folding chaperone binding
Source: RefSeq, a predicted model, not a curated record
AUGGAACAGAUAAUUGGUCACGCGCGUGAUAUCUAUAAUAGCGGGGUUAAGAGACAUGUGGAUUCAUUUUUUGGGCCGCUGAUCAAAAAGCAUUCUAAUGACCAAAUGGCAUUAGCUGUUGCAUCAACCAUUGGCGCUUUAUUAAUGACUUACGUGGUCUGCAGUAAGUUUGUCAGAAAUGGUAAGAGCAAAGCCGGUGUCAAAAAGAGCAAGAAGAAGAGGUCUAAGGGGAACGGUUUUACUGAAUACCAGAAGAAACAACCUUUGACAUUGGAAGAGAAAAUCGAUAAGGUUCUGGAGAAGUUCAAUACGGAGUAUAAGAGCGGUAUCGAAAACCUGGUAGCGACUUUCGAAGCUGAGACUGAGAGUCAUGUAUACCAGUGCAAUUUUUACAACGAAAUGCUUUUGAAGCUUUUGAUUGAAUUGGAUGGAAUAGACUUAGCGGGUGUUACCGGAGAAAGGAAGUUACUACUGAAAAAGAACCGGAAAGAUGCGAUUAUGCAGAUACAGCAACAGUUGAAAACUAUCGACAAGCUGAGAUUAACUUAG